Messenger RNA from Glycine soja, 531 nucleotides. Its product is annotated as peroxidase 54-like. NCBI's taxonomy places the organism in Eukaryota, Viridiplantae, Streptophyta, Magnoliopsida, Fabales, Fabaceae. The coding region runs from base 1 to 531 and encodes 176 amino acids. The transcript has a single exon. Gene Ontology annotation, molecular function: peroxidase activity; heme binding. The record is from RefSeq and is a predicted model, not a curated record. Gene Ontology annotation, biological process: response to oxidative stress.
AUGCCAUCUAGCAUUGUCGAUGUAUCACACAUAUAUGUUUCAAUUUCAGGUGCUCAUACAAUUGGUAGAUCUCAAUGUAGAUUUUUUGCUCACCGAAUAUACAAUUUCAGUGGCAAUGGCAACAGUGACCCAACUCUCAACACUACCCUCUCACAAGCACUACGAGCAAUAUGUCCCAAUGGUGGACCUGGAACCAAUCUCACCAAUUUGGACUUAACUACUCCUGAUAGAUUUGACUCCAACUACUACUCAAAUCUUCAACUUCAAAAUGGCUUGCUUCGGAGUGAUCAAGUGUUAUUUUCUACAAGUGGUGCAGAGACCAUUGCCAUUGUCAAUAGUUUCGGUAGUAAUCAAACUCUUUUCUAUGAACAUUUUAAGGUGUCAAUGAUAAAAAUGAGCAUCAUUGAAGUGCUAACGGGGUCACAAGGAGAAAUUCGAAAACAUUGUAACUUUGUCAAUGGGGAUUCUUCUAAUCUGGCUACUCUAGCCACCAAAAAAUCUUCAGAGGAUGGUAUGGUGAGCUCAAUCUAG